AGCAAGGGCAAGGCAAGGGAGGACGACUUUUUAGUGCCUUCAGUGACGUCAUUUAAGCGAGAAGCGCUGACUGCUUCUAACCCAUUCCUACCUCCCUCCAUCACCCCAUCACCCUUUGUUUCAUCCUCCAUUACUCACUUACACAUCUGUACACCAUGUCCAACACUCUUCGACCAUACCUCAAUGCUGUUCGCCAGACACUCACUGCCGCCAUGUGUCUGGAGAACUUCUCGUCCCAGGUUGCUGAGCGCCACAACAAGCCCGAAGUCGAGGCAAGGGCGUCCAAGGAAGUUCUUCUCAACCCUGUCGUCAUCAGCAGAAAUGAUAAGGAGCGCGUCUUGAUUGAAACAUCCGUCAACUCUUUGCGCGUCAGCAUUGCGAUCAAACAAGCAGAUGAGAUCGAGCGGAUCUUGGCCCACAAGUUCACGCGCUUCUUGACGCAGCGCGCAGAGAGCUUUGUGAUCCUUCGCAGGAAACCAAUAGAGGGAUAUGAUAUCUCGUUCUUAAUCACGAACGCACACACGGAGCUGAUGUAUAAGCACAAGCUAGUGGACUUUAUCAUUCAGUUCAUGGAGGAGGUCGACAAAGAGAUCAGCGAGAUGAAGUUGAGUCUCAAUGCCCGUGCUCGUAUCGUUUCUGAGUCGUACUUGUCCCAGUUUAACUAGAUACCAUCAAAGUAAUAUCAAAACAGGAUUUCAGGAGCGUACGAACAAGGAAGCAGUACGAGUGCCUUCAAUUGAUCCGACAACGUAGAUUGUCAGUCCACAUACAGCAACUAAAAUUUAUGAUGCUCUGUUUAUUCUACAGA
Molecule: messenger RNA, 808 nt
Organism: Gamsiella multidivaricata
Lineage: Eukaryota; Fungi; Mortierellomycota; Mortierellomycetes; Mortierellales; Mortierellaceae
Product: arp2/3 complex 20 kDa subunit
Exons: 5
Coding region: 156-665 (169 amino acids)
Biological process (GO): Arp2/3 complex-mediated actin nucleation; actin filament polymerization
Cellular component (GO): actin cytoskeleton; Arp2/3 protein complex
Molecular function (GO): actin filament binding
Source: RefSeq, a predicted model, not a curated record